This is a messenger RNA of Coffea arabica (coffee), 1493 nucleotides long. RefSeq names its product probable lysophospholipase BODYGUARD 1. The record is from RefSeq and is a predicted model, not a curated record. Lineage: Eukaryota; Viridiplantae; Streptophyta; Magnoliopsida; Gentianales; Rubiaceae.
AGUUUAGAAGUGGCCAGUUGCCAGGCUGCACAAGGGGUGACAAAUCAAUUAAAUAGUUUCAAUUUUAAACUUAGAAGUGAUGGAAGAGUGAAAUACACACAAAUAAUUAGUAAAUGAGAUCUCUUUUUUUAAAGGUUUCGAGAGUUUACAGUGUCUCCAACAGGACUCCAAGGCACUCCACAACUGCUGACCCCGAUAACAAAACUUCCACCGGAGAGCCCAUAUCCGCCAUCGCUUCUGCUGAAAAAGCUGGCUCAGACAUGGUCUUUAGGAGAUUUUUUGGUAUGAUGAUUGGCUGCCUCGGAUUAAGUGAUCAGCCUACACUGCCAUCUCCUUCUGAGGCUGCUGAAACACAGCCAUUAGAUCUAGCUGAAGUAAACAAAUCACCAAGAAUCAGGCUGAGUGAUGGAAGAUACUUGGCUUACAGAGAAGUAGGAGUCCCCAAGGAUAAGUCCAAUUUUAGAGUAAUUUGUGUUCAUGGCUUUGGCAGCUCCAAAGAAAUGAACUUUUUAGCACCCGAGGAACUAAUGGAUGAGUUGGGAAUAUAUUUCCUCUUAUUUGAUCGAGCUGGAUAUGGGGAGAGUGAUCCAAAUCCAAAACGCUCAGUAAAAAGUGAAGCAUCUGACAUUGAGGAACUAGCUGAUCAGCUAGAACUAGGACCCAAAUUCUACGUAGUGGGAGUUUCUUUGGGUUGUUAUCCUGUCUGGAGUUGCCUCAAACGUCUACCACAUAGGCUAGCAGGUUCUGCGCUCAUAGUCCCUAUGAUCAAUUACAAGUGGCGCACUCUUCCAAAAGAUCUGGUAAAGGAUGACUACCGGAAGAACCUUUGCCGAUGGAUUAUCUGGCUUUUACGCCAUACUCCUGGGCUGCUACAUUGGUGGUUGACUCAAAAAGUUUUCCCCUCAUCCAACGUUCUUGAUAAAAACCCUGCAUUCUUUAGCUCGAAAGACCUAGAAUUCUUGAGUAACACUAAAGGAUACCAGUUAUUUGCUCAGAAUGGAUUUAAGGAUCGCCACACGUUUGAGUCCAUUCGCAAGGACUGCAUUGUGGCCUUUGGUAGGUGGGACUUUGAACCGAUGGAACUAACUAAUCCAUAUGCUGAAAAUGAAAGCUCUGUUCACAUCUGGCAAGGUUGCGAGGACAAGGUUGUGCCAGUUAAAUUGCAAAGGUAUGUUUCAGAAAGGCUACCCUGGAUUCGGUAUCACGAGGUUCCUGAUGGUGGGCAUAUGCUUGUGUAUGACAGUUCGGUAUGUGCAGCCAUCUUGAGGUCUCUUUUGCUUGGAGAAGAUCCUCCAGAAUACAAGCCUUAUUAGCCAAUCAAUUGUUGGCUUGUUCUUGUAAUCAAAUUGAUCAUUCUGUAAGUAAAUUGGAUCACAAAGUGACAUUUAUUUGUUUGAAGGAACUUCCAGUAAUGGCGGAUAUGUUUUCUAUAUUAAACUGUACAUAAGCUAACCAAGUCAAGGGAAAAGGAACGGGAGCUUGAAUUUCUUUUC